This is a messenger RNA of Theobroma umbraticum, 2179 nucleotides long. The record is from RefSeq and is a predicted model, not a curated record. NCBI's taxonomy places the organism in Eukaryota, Viridiplantae, Streptophyta, Magnoliopsida, Malvales, Malvaceae.
CAAGUAACAAGGAAGCUUAAAGCUAAGCUCCAAAUUCCAAAUUUCUUCAUAUUCAUCUGCCGCCAACAAAAACCAAACAAAAAGUAGCUUCAAAACACUCACCAUCUCAGAAAAUGCCGAGAAAAGGAAUGAGGAGCCUUUGCUUCAGCUCCAGGACGCCGUCGUUUGCCCUUUCUCGCCAAUCCAUGUCACCUUCAACAACCUCGCUGUCCAGCACUCGUCGCCGUAUAAUCUCCGAAUCCAUGAUCGAGCAAACCAUCGACGCCGCGGCUACCAUCAUCAUGAAAUGGGAUGCUGAUGCGUCAGCUUACGCUAAAGUGACCUCUCUUUUCUACGAGAGCAAGAAGGAAGCCAUGCAGUUUAUAAGAUCCGUUAACGAGCUGCAAAAAAUCAUGCAUUUGUUAGUUUCUGAAGAUUCCGGUUCGGAAAAGCUCAUUCUAGCUCAAAAUUUGAUGCAAAUCGCAAUGAAGAGGCUUCAGAAAGAGUUUUACCAGAUUUUAUCGAUGAAUCGAGCUCACUUGGAUCCAGAAUCGGUUUCCACCAGAUCAUCGCGGACCUCCGCCAGAUCAAGCUUGUCUGAUUAUGAUGAUGAAGGUUCAACGGAAGAUGAAAUUCGCGUGGUGGGGGAUUCCAUCUCGGAAGUGGAAGAAGUUUCUUCUAUGGCUAUGUCCGAUCUAAAAUCGAUAGCGGAUUGCAUGAUCGCUUCCGGUUACGCUAAAGAGUGCAUACAUAUUUACAAAAUCAUUCGGAAAUCAAUUAUCGAUGAAGGAAUUUACAAGCUUGGAAUCGAAAAAAUGAGCUCCUCGCAGAUUAAUAAAAUGGACUGGGAUGUACUGGAUUUGAAAAUCAAGAACUGGUUAGAAGCUGUGAAGGUUUCCAUAAGGACCCUUUUCACUGGUGAAAGAAUCCUCUGCGAUCACGUGUUUGCUACGUCAGAUUCAAUCAGAGAAUCCUGCUUUACCGAGAUUUCAAAAGAAGGCGCCACGCUUUUGUUUGGAUUCCCCGAACUCGCCGCCAAGACCAAAAGAUCGCCGCCGGAGAAAAUGUUCCGUGUACUCGAUAUGUACACGGCUAUUUCAGAGAACUGGCAAGAGAUCGAAACGAUCUUUUCUUUUGAAUCGACUUCAGCCGUCAGAUCAGAAGCACUUAACUCACUGGUUCGACUCAGUGAGUCAGUGCGGUCAUUGUUGACAGAUUUUGAGUCCACAAUCCAAAAGGACUCGUCCAAAGUGAUGAUUCCAGGCGGCGGUCUGCAUUCUCUAACAAUCUACUCGAUGAAUUAUCUCACGCUCCUCGCUGAUUACAGCAACGUCCUCACCGACAUUAUCUCAGACUGGCCAGCGCCUGCGAAAUCAUCGUUACCAAAGUCCUACUUCGACAGUCCGUAUUCCGACGACUCUCCGGUGCCGCCUAUCUCCGUCCAAAUUGCUUGGCUAAUCCUCGUCCUACUCUGCAAGCUGGACGGGAAAGCAAAGCAUUACAAAGACGUCUCACUAUCUUACCUAUUUUUAGCGAACAAUCUCCAACACGUAAUUUCCAGAGUCCGUACAUCGAAUCUCCAGUAUUUACUCGGGGAGGAAUGGAUCACGAAGCACGAAGCUAAGGUGAGUCAGUUCGCAGCAAAUUACGAGCGGUUAGCGUGGGGCCAAGUGUUCGCUUCAUUGCCGGAGAAUCCAACCGCUUCGAUGUCACCGGGGGCAGCUAAAGAAUGUUUCAGGAAAUUUAAUUCAAGCUUUGAAGAUGUGUACUGGAAGCAGAGUUCUUGCCUCGUACCCGACUCGAAAUUGCGAGACGAGAUUAAGCUUUCCAUUGCUAGAAAACUCGUCACAGUAUAUCGGGAGUUUUACGAUGCACAAAAGUCAACCGUUGGAGAUGAAAGAACCGCGAGAUUAUUUGUCAGAUUUUCCCCCGAAGAUUUAGGGAAUUACUUGUCGGAUUUGUUCUUUGGAACAGUUAAUUCCGGAAGUUCAUCUACGUCUUCUUCGACGUCGUCUCGUCGGCGACAAAUGCGAUCACCGUUGAGAGUGUAAAGUUCUUUUUUUUUUUUUGUUUUUGUUUAUUAAUUUUAUGGCGAUCUAUCAUGAUCGUAAAAAAAAAGAUCGGCGAUCACUUUGAGGUAGUUAUAUAACGAUCUUUUAAGUUUUAGCGGUUCUUUUAUGUGUUUUUUACAUGACUGCCA